Messenger RNA from Aureobasidium musti, 1065 nucleotides. The record is from the annotation of a GenBank genome assembly. NCBI's taxonomy places the organism in Eukaryota, Fungi, Ascomycota, Dothideomycetes, Dothideales, Saccotheciaceae.
GGUAUAACCUCGAUAUUGAGGCCAUCAGCGGCAUUAUGGGUUCCAUCUCAAUUGNCCUGCUGGGUGGUCGUCUUCUCGCCUCAGAUCAUCGAAAACUUUAGACGCAGCAGCGCCGAGGGCCUGAGUAUAGAGUUUGUGAUUAUAUGGCUUCUUGGAGAUUUUGCCAAUAUCAUCGGUGCGGUCAUGCAAAGAGUCCUUCCUACGAUGCUCAUGAAAUCCUUCAGANUCAUCUUGGCCAUUUACUACACAUUUGCGGAUAUCGUCUUACUGGCUCAAUGCUUCUACUACCGCGGAUUCCACUUUAGAGACCCUAAGCCCGUCAAGCCCUCGGAUGUGGAAGAGGAGACUCCUAACGAGCACUCUGCUCUUUUGACGGCCAAUGGCAACGGCACCAACGAUCUUCCUCGCACACGCUCAGCAUCGUCUUUCGGCGAGCGCUUUGUGAACGAAGGCGUCCACAUGUCACCUGCGAAUCCCAUGCACCCAACCCCCAAAGUACAAAGACCAAGAACCGCCAAGCGCUCCAUCAUGCAGAAACUGCUCUUCAACUUGACUUGCAUUGUUCUCGUUGUUGCAGCCGGUGUUGCAGGCUACUACCUCAGCCCGUCAUCCAACAGCGGCAACGAAACUGAAGAACAGCAAAACGACAGUCUGCACUUCAACAUCGUCGGCCAGGUAUUCGGUUACUUGUGCGCUGUUCUUUACCUUGGCAGUCGCGUGCCUCAAUUGUUGCUCAACUACCGCCGCAAGAGCACUGAAGGCCUCAAUGCUCUUUUCUUCCUCUUCGCCUGUAUUGGAAACUUGACCUAUGUGCUUAGCAUCUUUGCCUUCAACCCUAUCUGCCAUCACGGCAAGCACGGCCAGAAAUGCAGACCUGGAGAGGCCAGUGCCAUUUACGGCAGAUACAUCUUGGUCAACCUGAGCUGGCUGCUCGGCAGUCUGGGCACGCUCUUCUUGGACUUUGGCGUCUUUGCCCAAUUCUUCAUCUACAGAGCUCAAGAUGACGAUGAGCAAAGUUUUGAAGAUGGCAUUGAAGAAGAAAAUAGAGGAAGAUCUGUACAAUAG